Molecule: messenger RNA, 303 nt
Organism: Paramuricea clavata
Lineage: Eukaryota; Metazoa; Cnidaria; Anthozoa; Malacalcyonacea; Plexauridae
Source: the annotation of a GenBank genome assembly
AUGUCCACAGAAGAAAUCAGAGAAACAGCUAAAGUUGAUCCAGAGAUGAAACAAAUCCGAGAGAGUUUAAUCAAUAAUCAAAGUUGUAUACUUCCUCAAGAUUACAAGUUGGUUGGAGACGAGUUGUCUAUAACCGAUGACAUUGUUUUACGAGGAAAUCGAAUUGUUUUACGAGGAAAUCGAAUUGUCUUACCUGCUAAACUCCAACCUCGAGCAAUUGCCCUGGCACAUGAAAAUGCACGCUGGUAUAACAAGAUGCAAACAACGAAUACGUUCCAAAUUGUGGUGGCCCAAGAUGGAUAA